Molecule: messenger RNA, 474 nt
Organism: Medioppia subpectinata
Lineage: Eukaryota; Metazoa; Arthropoda; Arachnida; Sarcoptiformes; Oppiidae
Source: the annotation of a GenBank genome assembly
AAUUAUUUCGCACGAAAGGCCUGUCCAUUGAAUCCUUUGCCACAACAUGUCAUUGAAAAUGGCGGUACAAAUCGUAUACUCGAGGACUUCAGCGAAAGAUUUUCGCCCGCAAUCAGAGGAGUCGUGGAGUUCGCCAAACGUAUACCCGGUUUCGGUAUGUUGUCACAGGACGACCAAGUUACUCUUCUUAAGGCCGGUGUGUUUGAGGUACUAUUGGUACGGCUCGCCUGUAUGUUUGACUCGCACUCCAAUUCAAUGAUAUGCCUCAACGGUCUGGUACUGAGACGAGAGGCACUGCACUCCGCGAGUAACGCCCGGUUCCUCUUGGACUCGAUGUUUGAUUUCGCCGAACGGCUCAACGCUUUGCGGCUAACGGAUCAAGAGAUCGGUCUCUUCUGCGCUGUGGUUGUCAUCGCUGGCGGUAAGGCAUCGCUAUAUCUCUCAUAUAUAUUAAAGCGCUUUAUAUUCGCAUAA